UCCAUCCAGCAUCGAAUUUUCACGUUUGCACUAGUUUCGCUACUACUACUACUACUUUGGUGGUGGUAGUUCGCGUAGCAGCUGUUUUUCCUUUUUUUCGUCCCAUUCGUUUCGCAAUCGGUGACAGUGAUGGAAGAUCAAAGUGUUGUUGAUUGUUGAUGGCGUCUUGAGAGUGAGAUAAUAAUUGUUGUGUUUGUGUGGAUUUUUACUUCUGAUGAGAAGUGACCAGAUGGAAAACUUGUUUAGGCCGUGGAUGUUUUUCAUUUUUUGUUUUUUGUUUACUGGCAUCUAUAGUUUAAAGGACAUAGAAGUGUUUAUUCCUUUGGCAGUACGUGUGAGAGAUACAAUAACCUUGUACUGUAAAUUUGACUUAGAAGGAGAACCACUGUACACAGUCAAAUGGUACAAAGGAAGAAACGAGUUCUUCAGUUUUAUACCCAAAGAGCUUCCUAGCACCAGGGUGUUUGCCCUACCGGGCUUAGAUGUAGACUUAAGCAAGAGCACUUCAAACGAAGUAGUUUUGAGAAAUGUUCAACCGGAAGUAACCGGCAAGUAUAGAUGCGAAGUUUCCUCGGACGCCCCAAGUUUCGACACAAAGUCGAACGGAGGAAGCCUCUACGUUAUCGAUCCACCUUUAGACGAUCCCUGGCUAAGCAUCGACAAAAAUUACGUAGAUAUCGGAGACAUCAUUAGCGGCAAUUGUACGUCACUACCGUCAUAUCCCGCCACGAAUAUCAGCUGGUAUCUGAACGGCAAACGCAUCCAGGAUAGCUUUACUAGGAUAUCACAGGUUAUACCAGAGUUCAGUUCUGGCUACAAAAAGCAUUACAUUACAAUCUCGGGCAUCGAGUUGCACGUAAUGGACAGCACGUUUCAGAAUGGAAAGGCAGUGUUAAGUUGUGUGGCUACUAUUUUCAAUAUUUACCGAGGGGAGAGGAAGGAAAUGCUUGAGGAAGCCAAACCUAGACCACGACCUUCUUCAGUGUUAGGAGUAAUGUCUGGUGGGCAGCAGACGAAAACCUCGACGGCGAAGUUUAUCUUGACCCUUUUAUUCAUGAAUGCGCUUCAAUAAACGCGCCCGGAUAUUAUGUACGUAUUUAGAGAAAAAUAAAUAUAAUAAAGAGAAAAAAAAAAGAAUAACAGGAACAACAGGGGUAUUUUUGUAUUGGCGAUUUUUUGUGUUUCUAGUGACCUGUAUUACAUUGAUUUACACUUGUAAUUUGAAGCUAUAAUAGCGAGUUAAUGGGAUUAAAAUAAGUCCAGUUACGGUAGUAAAACUGAAAAUCUCGUAAGAAUAUUAAAGUACUCACUGAAAUUGAUUCGGUGGAUACAUGAUUUUGUGGAUGGAAAGUUGAAAAGUUAUAAACUUUGCAAAGAAAAUAAACUCAAAGUCUCUUUCAUAGAAGAAAAGUAAAAAGCAUUUUUCAUGUUACAGUAUUGACAUGUACUAAGCAGUUUAAAGUAUUUACAGCAAAGUUUAGAGAACAAACAAUCAUCGUAUUUUAUUCCCAGUAAUCUCAAAUAUGUUCUACUACAACUUAAGGUUAGAUAAUUAAUUGUGUUCAAUUAUUAUUUAAUUGGAAUCCUAUAGUAUUUCUAGUUGAAAUUGAUAUAUAUAGAUAUAUCAUUUUAAAGGUUUUAUUACAUGCAUUAAGUUAUAAAAAUCACUCUGCUAUUUACACCCGUUACACUUUUUUUUAUAACCAUUUGUUUAAUAAAGAAUUGAUUUUUUUUAGGUUUUAAUGUUCUAAGUAGAUAGAUACAAGGGGAAGCGGGAGGUAUAUUCUGACAAAAAUUAUGACAAAAUAAUAUUUUUUUAAGGAUUUUAAGUGCCUGGAAGAAAUAAGUAAAUAUUUAAUUCCCUGGACAAAAUAAGAAAUAAAUCAAAGAGUACUGGUAUGACUCAGAAUUUCGAGUAUCACUCAAUAAAAUGAAAAAGAAAAAGACAGGUAAAGUGGAAAAUUAAUAAUAAAUUUAAACAAGAAAAUCGAGAAACCCAACAAAUAUUAAGGAAAAAUUACAAUAAAAUCAAAAAAGAAGGCCUUAAAGGGACGAAUUGUUUUUUUUUAUUGCCAUAUUAUUCCUGUAAUUCAGCCAGGUAUUUUAAGGAAUCCUUCAACUGCCUUAAAUAAAUUAAAAAUUAUCAUAACUGCAAUAUAAUAAAAAAACAUACAGAAAAAUCGGA
Molecule: messenger RNA, 2185 nt
Organism: Anthonomus grandis grandis
Lineage: Eukaryota; Metazoa; Arthropoda; Insecta; Coleoptera; Curculionidae
Exons: 7
Coding region: 215-1072 (285 amino acids)
Source: RefSeq, a predicted model, not a curated record